Messenger RNA from Penicillium hordei, 621 nucleotides. RefSeq lists its product as uncharacterized. The transcript has a single exon. Lineage: Eukaryota; Fungi; Ascomycota; Eurotiomycetes; Eurotiales; Aspergillaceae. The coding region runs from base 1 to 621 and encodes 206 amino acids. The record is from RefSeq and is a predicted model, not a curated record.
AUGCCGCCACUCAAUGAUGCUGAGCAACAUGAGCGUAUGCUCACAACGCUUGGGCGCCGAAUUCGCGACCUCCGGUCCAACCCAGAGAACCACUCGCUGGUAAUUGCAAGACUGAAUGCAAUAUCUCGUCUAGCACGCAUAUGUGUACAGUUCGGGAAGGAUGCUCGUUUUACGCAGCUUUGUCAUACUCUUCAGAGGGCUUUGCCCGGACAAAUUGGACUGCUCGAGAGUGACAUAAACAGUAACGUUAUAGUUGCAGAUGCUCUCGAGCGAAUGAUUCUUGAAUCUUCCUUGUUUCCUCGUACAGUCGAUGUUGUCAAUAUACAGGAUGGGAAGUUUGACCAGGGUGCUGAUGCAGAAUGUAGUGACGGCGAAGGCGAGAUGGAUCCCAGUGAUGAUAACUAUAUCGCACGGUUGCUCCUUGGUUCGAAAUGGGCUAAAGAAAUAGUUGAUUUUGCGGAGGAGCCCUAUAGGGAGAUUGAUGCCAGUGACAAGGAAAGUGAGAUGGAUCCAAGCGAUGAUGCCUAUAUCGCACGCCUGCUCCUUGGGCCGAGUUGGGCUACUCCGGUAGCUGAUUUUGCCGAGGAACCAUAUGGUGGAAAGGAGCCGUUAGGUAAGUGA